AUGAGCAACGCAGAAAUAAAGUUAUACAACCAUUCAGAAACUUAUGGAUUUUCAAAUCAGUUAGAGAGCAUUUCUGACGUAAAAAGCUACGACUUUUUUAAUUUUAAAGAAUUAAAACAUCUCGGAAAUGGUGGAUUUACACUUCUUUACUCUUGCGUUUACCAAGGAGAAAAGUAUGCAUUGAAAGAACUGAAUAAUAAUUAUUUGGAUAAUGAUAAAUUUAAAAAAAUUUUAUCCGAGCUUAAGCUGGUUGAUCAUCCAAAUAUUAUUAAAUUCUAUGGAAUUUCAAAAAGCCCACAAUGUAAUUUUAUGUUAGUGUUACAAUAUGCCAAUGGUGGAAAUUUACAAGAUUAUUUACGCAGCAAGCAAGAUAAGAAUGAAUACAAAACUUCGUGGACUGAAUUAAUUCAAUUUGCGAAAGAUAUUACCAACGGCUUAGCAUAUUUGCACGCCAAUGAUAUAAUUCAUCAGAAUCUAAAAGUUGCAAAAAAUAAAAGAGAGAGAACUCUUACCAAUAUACCUCCAGAUUACGUAAAACUUUAUGAAAGAUGUUGGCUCACUGAACUAGAAAAUCGUCCAACACUGGAAAAUAUCUUAAUCGAACUUGAAAGGCUAUCCAUUGAAACAUCUAUUGAGUUCAUUAAUGUUUACGAGCAACAUGAGACUUUCCAAUCCAUUUCAUAUACACCAACUGAAAAAAUUGAAAAAGUUGAAAGUACUCAUUAUAAUUCAUCAAAAGAAAACGAAACUUUUGAAAAUAAUCAUAAUAAUUCAUCGAAAGAAAAUGAAAAUUUUGAAGAGUGUAAAGGCAUAUGGGAAAAUGAUGAUGACGUAAAAGAAUGUCGCAGGUGUCAAAAGCCGUUUAUGAGGCUUUAUAGAAGAAAGCAUCACUGCAGACGAUGCGGUCAGGUUGUAUGUAAUCAAUGCUCUAGAGAACGUGUUACAUUGUCACCUGAUCAAGUUGUUACUCCAUCCGGAGUCGGAAUGACCAGCGAAUCUUCACAUCGUAUAUGUUCUUCAUGUCAUGAUUUAAUGACUGCAGGCACAGCUACUGAAUUAAACAUAUUAUUACUUGGAGAGACAGGUGUAGGAAAGUCUACUUUUAUAAACGCAUUUGCAAACUAUAUGAAAUUUAAAAAUAUAGAUGAAGCAAUGCGUGGGAAAAUGGAUACAUUAAUUCCAUCUCUGUUUUCAAUAGCAGAUGAAUAUUGCGAACUUAAAAAUAUUAUGAUAGGUCAAGAUGAUGAAAAUGAAUCCAUUACAAAUAGGGGAAUGUCUUCUACGCAAGGUUGUAGAAGCUAUAAAUUCCGUGUAGAUAAUAAUACAGAAGUAAGGUUUAUUGAUACCCCUGGAAUAGGUGAUACCAGAGGUGUAUACGCUGAUGAACAAAAUUUCGAAAAUAUUUUAAAAUAUAUUAGCCAAUUUGAACAUCUGAAUGGAAUCUGCAUACUUCUUAAACCAAAUAAUGCUCGAUUAACUGUAAUGUUUAGAUUCUGUAUACAGGAAUUAUUAUCACACCUUCAUAAAGAUGCUAGAGACAAUAUCGUUUUCUGCUUUACUAAUUGCAGGGGAACAUUUUAUCGUCCUGGAGAUACAUUGCCAGCGUUAAAAAAACAACUAAUGAAUCUUAAGUCAAAAACUGAUGUUGAAAUAAAGACCGAACAAAAUACAUUAUAUUGCUUUGAUAAUGAAUCAUUUAGAUUUCUAGCAGCAUAUAAGCAAUAUAUAUCAUUUAAUGAAAUUGAUAAAGAAAUCUACGCGGGAAGCUGGAAAAGAUCUGUUGAUGAGUCAAACAGACUUAUUCGAUAUUUUAAAUCAUGUAGACCGCACAUUGUAAAAGAUACUAUAUCACUCAACAAUGCUAGACAAAUAGUGAUGAGUCUUUCCAAGCCUCUUGCAGAAAUUUGCCAAAAUAUUCAAGUAAAUAUUGCCCUAUCUGAAGAAAAACGAGAAGAAAUAAAAAAAUUUGGUUCAACUAUUGCCGAUCUUGAAGGCAAAUUACACAUUCCGCAAAUAGACCUUGAACCGGUUCAAUUGAAUUUCCCUAGAACUGUGUGUACUAGUGCUUCCUGUGUUAAAACUUUGACCAUCGGUAAAACAGAAAUGAAAAAGAUUGAUUACAUAACGCAUUGUCAUAAACAGUGCUAUUUAAGAGGUGUUGAAUGUAAUUUAAUAAACAAUACAGCUCUUAUGGAAUGCUCAGCUAUGAAUGGAACCGAUAAAUGUCAAGUAUGUGGCUGUUCCUGGAAUAAACAUAUGCACAUAACUUAUGAGAACCAACAAGUCUCUGUAAAUAAAGUUGAUGAGAAUAUACAAAGUUUAAUCAAUGAAAAACAAUCUGAUCAAACUAUAAAGGCAGCAUAUAUUAAAGACCUAGAAAAUCGAAUCAAUCAAUUGAAAGAAGAGAAAAAUACGAUAAAUAAAAUUAUUAUACAAUUCGCACUAUUUUUAAGACAAAACGCGAUAGCAGCCUUCAAUGACGCAUAUAUUGAUUACUUUGAUCAUUUCAUAAAUGAAGAAAAAAUUAAGAAAGCGGCCAAUCCAAUGACUUAUAAUAACGAUAUACUUGAUGAACUCGAAACUUCGAGAAGAGAAUAUGCUGAAAAAAUGGAAACCAUUAAAGAUGCGAUUGAAGCUGACAAAGCUUCUUCAGUUCCAAUUACUCCAGAAGAUAUUAAUAAUUUAGAGAAACAAUUAUAUCAUCUUACAAUUUCUGGUCAAACUUUACAAAAGAUGAAAGAUGAAGCAAAACGUGGUCAAAUUAAUGCAAUGUAUUAUCAAGAAUCACUUCGUAAUAAUAAUAAUACUUCUAGAUUUUCAAAUAGUAUGCGGCAAAUAUUUUCACCUAGAUUUUAUAAAUUAAUAUGA
Molecule: messenger RNA, 2868 nt
Organism: Dentiscutata erythropus
Lineage: Eukaryota; Fungi; Glomeromycota; Glomeromycetes; Diversisporales; Gigasporaceae
Source: the annotation of a GenBank genome assembly